GGAUUAUUGAGCAUUCAGUUCACCAGCACAGGCACAGCUGUUACUGGCUUCGUUCAGAUAAUUGUAAAAUGCAGCUACAUUUCUGGUGAAGGAUGACUGAGAAUGAAAACAGGCAGCCAGAGGCUACAGGAGGGGGUCUGUAUAGGGAGUAUAUCUCCAAUCCAUUGAUGAGUGACACUGCAUCAGACUGGUCCCCACUGCAUGAUGCUGCUAUUCAUGGACGUCUCUGCUCACUCCAACAACUCAUCAGCCAGGGCCAUGGUGUAAAUCUCCUCACAAUGAACCGAGUCUCACCGCUUCAUGAAGCCUGCCUUGGUGGACAUGCUACCUGUGUAAAAUAUCUGUUGGAGCAGGGUGCUAAGGUAAAUGCAGCUACAAUUGACUGGAACACUCCACUCUACAAUGCAUGCUACAGUGGCAGUGAGGCCUGUGUAAACCUGCUCUUACAAAAUGGAGCUGUGCCCCAAGGACAAUGUGCAUUGGCAUCACCCAUCCAUAUAGCAGCAAAGAGAGGGCACACACAGUGCAUGACCACCUUGUUGAAUCAUGGGGCACUCAUUGACUACAAUGUCACACAUUCGGGGACACCCCUUUACGUAGCCUGUGAAAAUCAGCAGAUGGACUGCGUGAAAACCCUCCUAAACUCAGGUGCCAACGUUAACACGAGCAAAAACCUUGAAUCUCCACUUCACGUGGCAACCAAGAAUUCAGAUACACAACUAGUCAAUCUGCUGCUAGAACAUGGAGCAGAUACUGAUGCUAAGAAUGCUGAAGGAAAGCGGCCUGUGGAACUCGCAUUACCAAACAGUUCUUUAGAAAAAUUACUUCUACAAUGGGAAGGUCCACUGUCCUUGAAACAGUUAUGCCGACUAUACAUCGGAAAGUGUUUGGGUUGUUCUCGGCCUAUUUCCGUAUCCAAGCUACCUAUCCCACAGCAGCUAAAGGACUUUCUGUGCUACAGAUAGUAGUAGUAGUAGUAGUAGUAUGAGACUUGCAUCCGGUGUUAGGAGAUGCACCUGUUUAAUUUGAAAUAAUACUUACCAAACUCUCUUUCCAUAACUGCAGCCUGAGACUAUUAGGCUCAGAGGUAUGUACAGUACCAGAUUUCAGUCCUGUUGUUCUGAGUGUACUGCUCGCAUUGUAGUAGUACAAUCACUGCCUUAAUUUGUUACUGUUACCAGAGUACCUCAAAAUUAUAUGGGGUGGGAGGAAACUGAUAUAUUGCAAAAACAAAAUAAGAACGUUUGUAAACCAUUUUGCUUGAAA
Molecule: messenger RNA, 1266 nt
Organism: Hemiscyllium ocellatum (epaulette shark)
Lineage: Eukaryota; Metazoa; Chordata; Chondrichthyes; Orectolobiformes; Hemiscylliidae
Product: ankyrin repeat and SOCS box protein 9-like
Exons: 8
Coding region: 93-965 (290 amino acids)
Biological process (GO): intracellular signal transduction; protein ubiquitination; positive regulation of protein catabolic process
Molecular function (GO): protein binding
Source: RefSeq, a predicted model, not a curated record